AUGAUUCGGUUCGACUUCGAAACAUUAGUUAUUAUUGAGAAACUUCUGCGUGCAACAGAAGUAAAGCGUAUUUAUGUGUUGAUAAGACCCAAACGUGGCAAGGACACACAAGAGCGCAUUGCCGGAUGGAAAACCAAUCCCAUUAUUGAAGUGCUACUCAAAGCCAAGCCGAACAUAUUUGAGCGCGUGGUGGCCAUAGAGGGGGACUGCAAGGAGCCUGAUCUGGGCAUCAGCCCGACGGAUCGCGAUCUGCUGACGCAGCAGGUGGAGCUGGUGUUGCACGGCGCGGCAACUGUCAACUUUACAGAGCCGCUGCAUGUGGCAUUGGACAUCAAUACGCGUGCCACUCACCAGAUGCUGCAGCUGGCCAAGCAGAUGCACCGUUUAGUGGCAUUCGUGCACGUAUCCACGGCCUUUUCCAACUGUGUGAUCCACCACAAUACGGAACGCUAUUAUCCGGAGCACUUGAGCUGCAGCGCUGAAAAGGUGUUGGCACUAAGGCAAAUGCUGGGAAAGGACACGGAUUUGUUCGAUAAGAUGGCUCCCGUGCUGCUCGACAGGUUUCCCAAUACAUACACCUAUACAAAGGCUCUGGCCGAGCAGUUGGUCCAGACAGAGGCGGGGGAUUUGCCGGUAUGCAUCUUUCGUCCAGUUUCCAUUGUGGCGACCAAUAAGGAGCCUAUUUCCGGCUGGGUAGACAACAUCUACGGACCCAUUGCUAUACUCCAUGGAGCUCUAUAUGGUGUUUUACGUGUCGCACCUGUUAAUUUGAAAGCUAAGUCCAACAUUGUGCCCGUGGACGGUUGUGCCAAUCUGGUGCUGUCAUGUGCCUGGCGCACGGCAGUGGAGCCGGUUCAGCGCAAGGAACAGAGCAUAUACAACUAUGCACCCAGCGACGAGAACAGCCGACACGAUUAUCCCAUAGCCCAGGCAAAAUGGUACCCCUUCCUGCACUCCACCAACAUACCCUGGCUCUUUAAAUUGGCAACCAUCUUUUAUCAUCUGCUGCCCGCCUACAUGGUUGAUCUAUAUCUGCGCCUGCGCGGUCAGAAGCCACGCAUGGUGGCCAUUUACCAGAAGAUCCACAGGAAUAUGGAUGUGAUCCAGCACUUUAUGAUCAACAACUGGAGCUUUGAGACACUUAGCACGGAUCGGCUGUGGGAAUCUAUGUCCGCAGUGGAUCAGCAGCUCUUUGAGUUCGAUAUGAAAUCCCUGAAUUGGAAUAGUUAUUUUCAGCGGGCUUUGUUAGGCAUGCGCACCUAUCUGUGCAAGGAGGAUCCAACUAAAGAGUCUAUAGAGCUCGGUCGUAAGAAAAUGAAACGUUUUCUUAUACUCCAUCGGUUCUUGCAGUUCAGCCUUUCCUGCGUUGGCAUUGGCAUUGUAAGAUGGUUGAUAUAACUUUAAUCAUAUUUUUAUUUUAUAUGUAUAUCCUAU
Molecule: messenger RNA, 1434 nt
Organism: Drosophila montana
Lineage: Eukaryota; Metazoa; Arthropoda; Insecta; Diptera; Drosophilidae
Product: fatty acyl-CoA reductase wat-like
Exons: 6
Coding region: 1-1398 (465 amino acids)
Biological process (GO): long-chain fatty-acyl-CoA metabolic process
Cellular component (GO): peroxisome
Molecular function (GO): alcohol-forming very long-chain fatty acyl-CoA reductase (NADP+) activity
Source: RefSeq, a predicted model, not a curated record